GGGAGGCGCCACAUCCGGCGGCUGUCCCGUGGUGCAUAAAGCCGCCGCCGCUGCUGCCACCACCGCCGUUGGUUUCCAGCAGCAGCUCUGGCCUCCUCUCGGCUGCGGGAGCAGCUGCUCCAAUGCCCCAGAGCGGCCAUGAGCUCCCCGCACUGGUGGGACCAGCUGCGGGCUGGCAGCUCGGAAGUGGACUGGUGCGAGGACAACUACACCAUCGUGCCUGCCAUCGCCGAGUUCUACAACACGAUCAGCAACGUCUUGUUUUUCAUUUUACCGCCCAUCUGCAUGUGCUUGUUUCGUCAAUAUGCAACAUGCUUCAACAGUGGCAUCUACUUAAUAUGGACUCUGUUAGUUGUAGUGGGAAUUGGAUCUGUCUACUUCCAUGCAACCCUUAGUUUCCUGGGUCAGAUGCUUGAUGAACUUGCAAUCCUUUGGGUUCUGAUGUGUGCUCUGGCCAUGUGGUUCCCCAGAAGGUAUCUGCCAAAGAUCUUUCGGAAUGACAGGGGCAGGUUCAAGGCGGUGGUCUGCGUCCUGUCUGCAGUUACAACGUGCCUGGCGUUUGUCAAGCCUGCCAUCAACAACAUCUCUCUGAUGACCCUGGGGGUUCCUUGCACGGCGCUGCUCAUUGCUGAGCUAAGGAGGUGUGACAACGUGCGUGUUUUUAAGCUGGGCCUCUUCUCAGGCCUCUGGUGGACCCUCGCCCUCUUCUGCUGGAUCAGUGACCGGGCCUUCUGUGAGCUGCUGUCAUCCUUCCACUUUCCCUACCUGCACUGCGUGUGGCACAUCCUCAUCUGCCUGGCCGCCUACCUGGGCUGCGUGUGCUUCGCCUACUUUGAUGCUGCCUCCGAGAUACCCGAGCAAGGCCCCGUCAUCAAGUUUUGGCCCAGCGAGAGAUGGGCCUUCAUCGGCGUCCCCUACGUGUCCCUUCUGUGCGCCAGCAAGAAAUCACCGGUCAAGAUCACGUGAUGGCAAGGCAGUGGCUGGCCUCUCUGCUUACUUUCCCUCGCGCACCUGAACUUCAUCUGCCAGCAGAGACAGCCAGGGGGGUUCGCAGAGUCGGGGGUGGGGUCUGUCUUUUAAAAAAUUCAGUGCCCUUGGGUUCGAACUAGUGUGUCUGUGGACCGCCAGGACUCCACGGUGCCUGGGGAGCAGCGGGUGUCUUCCCCUUUCCCAAAGGUGGGAAGUAGAGGGCCGAGGGGCACUAGGUGUGUCUCCUCAGUGUCACCUCCAGCUACAGUGCUCGUUGGGCUGCGUCCUUUAUGGUGAUGGCAGGGCCGUCCCGUGGGGGACCCAGCGCUGCACACGCCUCGCUUCCUGGAGAGAGUUUGCUCCAGAUCCCACCGUUCCCAUGUGCUCUCGGAGCGGACCCUCCCUUGACAGACAAAUCCUGCGCCAGACAAGACCCUCUGACUGUAUGAUGGAAGAGGCCACAGGUUUUCAUUUGGGGAAACUGUCCUGAAACGAAAGCAAACAAAUGGAACGCACACAGGGCUUGUGGCUAAGGAGGCUGGUUUCCCCCCUUGCGGCUCUCCAUAACCCAGGGUUUACGUACAUGUGUGCAUCCUUUUCCUGCUACCUCUUCUGAGAGAUGGGGACUUGGCUUUAGAUCAGGGUGAAGCUAACAAGGAAAACCCUCUAUGCCAAAACCGACACUCCACGUUAAGCCAUUCUUGAAGAUAAGCACAAGUUUUAAAUGCUGACAUGGUCCCCGCUCCCCCAGCCCAGUACCCUCAAACACGCAAAGAGAAGACUAGCUACGGUGUGAGUGGUGUGAGCUUUCCAUACAGAGACCCACCCCUUUACUGCUUGACCUCUGUGACAUUGCCAACAGCCUGUGACAAUCGUGGUAGGGGUCCUGGUUCAAACUUGGAGCAAACAUGAAGUUUUAGAAGUUGUUCUCAUUGGAAGCCUCCUGUAUGCUGUCCUAUUCUGGAAAUUAUCCUCAAGAAUCUUGCCGCUUCUUUCUUUGAUAUUUACUGUGGGAAUUACACUCCAUAUCCUCACAGUAUGAGGUGCUUCCUGUGGUUUCUCCGCGCUGGCGUUUGACCACGUGCUUUUCUUAAGUGCUGGCCUUAACUACACACUGGCUGCUUUGGGUGCAGCAGGGCAAAUCUCUUGCCUUCUGAGUUCUCACCUAAAGUGACACUGGCUGCAACUCCUGUCCUCUUCACUGGGCUGAAUGGGAGACUCCACAUAUGUCUUCAAGGUGCGAGGUGGGAAUUCAUGACCUCAGGGAUACUCAUUUUAACUCAGGCAUCUCUUGCUUUGCAACAUUCCAUCACGAGAGAGGGCAGAACAGAUGUGUCCUUCUUGUGUGGAUGGGAAUCACGUCACUGUCCUAAGUAUUUAAGAGUUGGGCAGUAACAGUUUUUGGCUUGUCCGGGAACUCUUACUCUGGUUAAAAUUUGCACAGAAUUGCAGGUGAAAAGUCCAAGAAGCAACUGAAUUUAGACUUUAGAAAUGAGUGACUUUAUUCUACUUCUGUGGUUUUCAAAUUAUUUUAGCAGCAGAACCCUGUUUGCAGUAAGAAAUCUUUAUGGAGACCUAAUGUGUGAAAUAAUUUGUAUUUUAUUAGCUUAAAUUUAUUUUGAGGUUAAACUUAUAGCACUUCGUGAAUAAUGUAAAAGGCAGUGAAAAUGGAAAUUAACAAAUUGGUGGUUUCCAAGGUAGAAAAAUUUGGUAUUGAAUGAGUGUACAUGUUGCUUUAUUAUAGUUUAAAAAACGGUAUUUGAAUUAAAUACUCGUGGAAUCUUUAACGUACCGAUAUGAGACCUAAGUGGCUUGUGGAACAGAAUUGGAAAAACUGCUCUUAAGUCCUUUGGGUUUCAAGUCUAGAAUUUUCUUUAAAGGGAAAUGUCAGACCAUCCAGAUUGACCCACCAGGCACAGAUUCUCGUCUCAUCCAUCCUGCAAUAUACAAAUGCUCCAACUAGGGAGUUUGUUGUAUUUUAAGCCCAGCUCUUUUAGUGGGAAAAAGUAAAUAAGGAGAAGCAGAGAGUGUAGGAAAUGUUUUGUGUGUGUGUGAGGUUUAAUUUCUGUCUUGAAAGCUUCUCAGUGAUGGGAGCAUUGUCCCAACCAUUAAGGAGGGACCGUUUCUCCCUAUGAAAUGAAGGGUGUGUUCCGUGGAAAACACCAUCUCCAGCCCCCAAGGCUUUGACAUUGCCCUUCUGGAAGGUUCUGAGUGACCUUUGGAAAUAGGGAUACAAUGUGACUCUGCUGGAAGUAAGGAAGUAAGUACACUAACUCACAGGACUAUUUCUCUGCUUCUCCUACAAGACAAAUGACUAAGUUAAGUUUAGGAGAGAAUGCUUUUGUUAUGAAAAACAGAAUGCCCUCCUACAGAUUGGUUUUAAUGAGAUGAGGGCUGAGAAGAAAGUGUGGAAUGGGGUAUAUUUGAGGAAGACAAGACUUUGCUUUUGAACAGAAAUCACUACGCUUGCCAUUGUGGGAUGGUAAAUCAAGAGAGUAGGAAUAGGGCUUCCCUGGUGGCACAGUGGUUAAGAAUCCGCCUGCCAAUGCAGGGGACUCAGGUUCGAGCCCUGCCAGGAAGAUCCCACAUGCUGCGGAGCAACUAAGCCCGUGCACCACAACUACUGAGCCUGUGUGCCACAACUACUGAGACUGUGUGCCACAACUACUGAAGCCCACGCGCCUAGAGCCCGUGCUCCACAACAAGAGAAGCCACUGCAAUGAGAAGCCUGCACACCGCAACGAAGAGUAGCCCCGGCUCGCUGCAACUAGCUAGAGAAAGCCCACGCACAGCAACGAAGACCCAACACAGCCAAAAAUAAAUAAAAUUUUAAAAAGAGUAGGAAUAUACCAGUCUUACUUUAAGUUAGGUUUGUGGCAUCAUGCAUAUUUAUAUUUACAUUUGUAUUCAUAAUGCUCAUAGCACUACAUGCAUUUUAAAGAAAAUGGUGAUAUUAAGAAAAGUUGAUGGAGAAGAAAAAAAGUAAUGUGUAUUUCUAUAGCUCAAGGACAGCUAUUGUUAAUAUAUUUUGAUAUAUUUCCUUCUCGUCUUUUUUUUUUCCUAAUAUAGUUGUCAAUUGAUGUCUUUUAGAGCUGACAGUUGAUCUUGUACCUUGAAUGGAAUAUAAAUGCUAGUUGUAUAUUCUUCCUGAAGAGCAGGUUUGGGGAUAUACGAGAGUUAGCUAUACUCUUGAGUGUUCAUCACUGGAUUCUAAGACUUACUACUGAGCCUUCCUUUUUAAUCGAGCCAGCCUCACAUGAAUGGGCCCUAAGAAAUAAUGAACUGAAUUCUGCUUUUUGAUAUGCUUCUGCAUUUAGAUGGACAAGUCAUAGAAAAUAGCUGUUAAAUAUAUGGUUCUACAGGUUUUGAUGUUUUCAGAUUUUAAAAAAGUGCAUAGCUUAUUUCAUUAAUUGAUGUGCAAUCAAGAAUCCUUUUUUUCCCCCCUGAUAAUUCAGGGAAGUGGAGAUUUGACAUUUAGGAGUUAGGUCACGGCAGUUACUCAGCAUGGCUAUUAGAUAUCUGUUCUGGUUAGAAUUUACCUAAGAUAGAUAACCAGCAGGAACUGGAUUUAGAAUAUUAAAAAACAUUAAUUUACCAAGUGAUCAUUUAAGUUAAUGAUUCUUGUUUUAUAGUGUUUGAUUGAUGAUUUUUAGAAAAUAUUUUCUCCCCUUUAUAAUGUAAAACAGGCACUUCAGUGAAUAUAUUGCGGUGUUUGGGGAUGAGAUAUCUACAUCACUUUGGUAAUAGGCUACCUUUCGGGGGAACUCUGUGCCUGUCCUUCUGAAGAGUGCCUAUAAAACAUGAAUUGUGGGGCUUCCCUGGUGGCGCAGUGGUUGAGAAUCUGCCCGCCAAUGCAGGGGACAGGGGUUCGAGCCCUGGUCUGGGAAGAUCCCACGUGCCGCAGAGCAGCUGGGCCCGUGAGCCACAAUUACUGAGCCUGCGCGUCUGGAGCCUGUGCUCCGCAACAAGAGAGGCCGCGAUAGUGAGAGGCCCGCGCACCGCGAUGAAGAGUGGUCCCCGCUUUGCCACAACUAGAGAAAGCCCUCGCACAGAAACGAAGACCCAACACAGCCAUAAAUAAAUAAAAUAAAAAUAAAUUUUAAAAAAAUUUAAAAACAAAAAAAAAGCACAUGAAUUGUGGAUCAAAGUUGUUCAGUUGGGGGACUAACCUUGAUGGUCAUCAAGCACAGGCUUUGUAAAAAUACCAUCACGUAUUCUAUUUAUUGGAUUUCUCAGGUGUGUAAAAACUUCUUACUAGUUCAUUAUGCUUACAUGAGCUGGUACCAUACCGAAGGCUCCAAAACCGGGACGUGAUCCUUCCCUGGCUCUUUAUCCCUCGGGGCUGACAUGAAACCAUCUCUGGGGGACCGGUGAGGGCUGAAGCUUGCCUGGCCAGAGCCCCUCUCAUAGCUCCUUUUUCCCAAAUGAACUUGGCACCUUUAACAGCCAGCUCUUUGUCUGGGUGCUGCUGAUUCAGCUGGUCAAAGAGGGGUCUCAGGCCAGGUUGGGAUUCUCAAUGGAUUUUAUAGACAUCGUUCUCCUACAGAUGGUUUUUUCUUUUUCUUUUUUUAAUGACCCCUACUCUAAGGGACUAAUUGUUUGAAUUGUAUCUUUCCAUAUAUGUUAAACCAGAUUUAAGACGAUUUUGUAACCACAGUAUGUAAUCAGAGCAAAUAGAGUAUUUUCAGAUAUAUACCUUGUUCUGUACUUCAUGUAGGGUGUGCUGUCUAUGGGUGGUAGGCCCACUGGCUGUAGCAUUUAAUCUCCAUUACUUUGGGAGUAAUUCAAGGCCCUUUGAAAUGGAGCUUUUGCACUUUAUGCUCUUUUUGUGAACUGACUGUGAGAGCUAUGUUUGAUAUUAAAGCUAUAAGUGGUGUUUCCUGUGAAUACGUAUAUGUGUGUGUUUAUUUCCAAAAUGAUUUCUGCAAUGGCUGCAGUGAGGAAUACAUUUAAUGGAUUGUAAAGUGCAUUUGUUCAAAUUCAUUUAUUUAAUGAAUUUGGGUAUCAUUGUUAUUAAACAUAGUUAAAAUUAGUGUAGUUUAAUUGUUGGUUUCUCCUCAGAGCUGUGAAAUUAAUACACCUACAUAUUUCCAGUAUAGAAGUAGCUAGAGGCAGUUUAUUUUUAUUGAAAGUUCUCUAAUUAUGUCAUG
Balaenoptera acutorostrata (minke whale) is the source of this 6119-nucleotide messenger RNA. RefSeq names its product alkaline ceramidase 2 (gene ACER2). Gene Ontology annotation, biological process: ceramide metabolic process. The record is from RefSeq and is a predicted model, not a curated record. Gene Ontology annotation, cellular component: membrane. Gene Ontology annotation, molecular function: hydrolase activity, acting on carbon-nitrogen (but not peptide) bonds, in linear amides. Lineage: Eukaryota; Metazoa; Chordata; Mammalia; Artiodactyla; Balaenopteridae. The transcript is spliced from 6 exons. Bases 139 to 966 code for a protein of 275 amino acids.